Molecule: messenger RNA, 1344 nt
Organism: Chenopodium quinoa (quinoa)
Lineage: Eukaryota; Viridiplantae; Streptophyta; Magnoliopsida; Caryophyllales; Amaranthaceae
Exons: 2
Coding region: 248-1009 (253 amino acids)
Source: RefSeq, a predicted model, not a curated record
UUUUUUAUUAGUAAUUGUCUAAUUGAUUACCAUGUAGCUGCUUGGAAAUAAACAUAGAAAAAUUCUGUACUAGGAGGAAAAAUCUAGAAUGUAAAAGCCUCAUGUUUCUCUACUAUAAAUAUAUUUUAACAUCACCAAGGCAAACAUAGGAAGCAACAAGGUUUCUACAAAAGCUAAGUGUGUGAAAUUUCUGCCUUUGAUAUCUCUGAAAAUUUUGUCAAGCAGUGGGUGUAAAUUGAGUAGGUCAAUGGCUACUAAACAUGCAAAUGAAGAGGAAGGCUCCCAGAUUAAGAAAAACCUUGAUGGAUGGAAGUUUCCGAAAAUCCCCAUUGAUCAAGUGUACAAGAAAAAAGUACUUAGGAUUUUUCCAAGCUAUGCUGUAAGAGAUUAUGAAAAAACAAUCACACUGAAAGCAGCUAACCAAAAUAUAUCAGCUAAAUUACUUUCAAGAGAUUUUCUAAAAGGCUUCAUAAAGAAGCAACAUAGUUUUAUGCACUUGGGUUUGGUCCAAAUAUCUAUCAAGCCACUGAUGAGAGACGGCUUAGAAGCUCCAAUAACCGUGUGUCUUAGAGACGCGAGGCACUCUAGCUUUAAGAACUCUUUGUUAGCACUUGUGGAAGCAAAUCUGUCUCAGGGUCCAAUCUAUUUUAAUUGUUUCCCAAGCUUUUCGGUAUCUUUGGCCGAUGCUUCUUCAUUGGAUGUCCUUACCCUAAAUGUCAAGUCUGGAGGGAUACCUCUGGCAUUGACAUACAGGGUAGUGUGUAAGGCAAUGACUGAUUUAAGCUCUGAGGCACUUAAGCAGCCGGUUUUGGGAGAAACAACUUAUUUUCUUCCGGGUUCUGAGACUGGAAGCACAACAAACUGGGAUAAGGUUCUAGUCCCUGAGUCGUGGACUUGUGAACCAGAGCCUGAAGCACAUAACAAUGCACAUGUAUUCCAGACGACCCUUCCAGACGGCCGUGUGAUGGUUAAGUUCCCGUCAACUAGAGAAGCAGAUGAAGAUGAGUAGUGAUGAGAAGGAUGGAAAAACUAUUCAUUACUGCCCUUAAGCUCCUUCAGUUCUGUAUUGUUUUGAGUAGCCAGUCAUUAGUAGUAUUAGUUGGUAGUAGUUUGUUUUUAUUACAAGUAAUUGAGGCCUAGCAUGUGUUUUAAGCCACAUCAUGUGUUAAGACAUACUCCGUAGAAGUAUAAUAAUUCUGUUAUACAUGUAUCUAUAAACCUAUAAUGUUCCUGACAACCUGUUAUUGUCAAAAGAUUAGAGGCAAUACAUGUCAAGUUAUUAGUUUGUACUAUGUACACUAACAAUUUCUUCACCGUCACUUUAAGUUUGUCCCAAUAUUCUUU